GAGAGAAGAGAGAGAAGGUCCACAGGGAUACUGUGCCUACACUUGAUGACUUCUAGACACUGCUGUAGACCUCCCUCCCACCCACCUGGUGUCCACACUGAGUCACAGCACAAUUAGCCCUGCUGUAAUGGUCAUCAACAUAGAGGGAGUGGGGGCGGGGCUGUAAGCCUCCUUCCUGCCUUCCACCUUGCAGAGUGACCCUGGUCAGUUCCACACUGUCUCUGGACCUCAGAGGUCAGCUCCUGCCCUUAAGAACAGUGACCGAAGUGAGUGGAUAGACAUGGACCUUCCCCUCUUCCCCAAGGUCUGGGCCUUGAGGAUCCGGUGGGGAGGCAGAGCUCUCCAGGAACAGACCUGUCCUGGUCCUCGGAGGAGAUGGGUGUAAAAGGAUGUUCGCAGAGGAGAGAUAGUGGCUCAUGAGCCCCGGAUCUAGGCAGAACCUCCACGGGUGAGCCUUUUCUGUACUGCUAGACACUCCGGAGGGCUGGCAGGGGUGACAGAUUAGAGCUGAGAAACUCCUGGGCGAUGACGCGUGGAGACGCAGGAGGAGUCAAGCACGUGGGCCCACACGUCAAUUUCCGACUCUACCCAUAGCAGGCUGCCUGGCUCCAUUCCUCAAUAGCCUGAGGUGGUGCUCUUCAGUGUCCAGCCCCACCCCGACCCAAUAAGGGCUCCUGAAUGCCAGCUCUGUGCCCAGCUCCCUGUUGUAGGGGAAGGUUCCAGCCAUUAUGCUUUGAGGCAGUUAGAGAUGGGCGUGGCCAGGGCCGGAACCGUGGGGUUGUAUGCCUCUGUAGCCCCUCCCACUCGUGGAACUCACUGCCUGCGAAGACCCUGCCUUUGGAAUGGAAGGACAGAUGGACUUCUUCCUGUCUCCAUUGCUCAGCAUCCCUCAGUGUUACACUCCUGCUUCCUGUGGGAACUGCCUGAAGGUCUGAGCCUGGAACCCAAGGGGAAGGGGAAGGAAGAGGAGGAAGAAGAAGACGUCAAAGCCUGAAACCCUGCAUACCUUUCCAGCAGGAACCUGGAGUCACAACACCCACUGCCUGCUGCUCGUAGCCCUUCAGAGCAGCAGGCGCCAGCUGUUCCCGUCCUGCCCAAGGCCCCCAUGCUGGGGGUCACCCCCAAGAUGGUGGCAGCUCCGGGGAGGACUGUGCUACCAGCUCCAGCCUCUGGCUGCUAGGCCUCUCUGUGCUCUGGCCCUUCACCCCAGCGGGGCCUCUAAGGGGCCAAAGCCUGGGCCAUGCUGCGCCUGGGGCUGUGUGCAGCAGCGCUGCUGUGUGUGUGUCAGCCAGGUGCUGUGCACGCGGACUGCUGGCUCAUCGAGGGGGACAAGGGCUACGUGUGGCUGGCCAUCUGCAGCCAGAACCAGCCGCCAUAUGAGACCAUCCCCCAGCACAUCAACAGCACUGUGCAUGACCUGCGUCUCAACGAGAAUAAGCUCAAGGCCGUGCUCUAUUCCUCACUCAAUCGCUUCGGGAACCUCACGGACCUCAACCUCACCAAGAAUGAGAUUUCCUAUAUUGAGGAUGGUGCCUUCCUGGGCCAGACGAGCCUGCAGGUCCUGCAGCUGGGCUACAACCGGCUCAGCAACCUGACUGAGGGGAUGCUGCGAGGCAUGAGCCGCCUGCAGUUCCUCUUCGUCCAGCACAACCUCAUUGAGGUGGUGACGCCCACCGCCUUCUCCGAGUGCCCCAGCCUCAUCAGCAUUGACCUGUCCUCCAACCGCCUCAGCCGUCUGGAUGGCGCCACCUUUGCCAGCCUGGCCAGUCUGAUGGUGUGUGAGCUGGCCGGCAACCCCUUUAACUGUGAGUGUGACCUCUUCGGCUUCCUAGCCUGGCUUGUGGUCUUCAACAAUGUCACCAAGAACUACGACCGCCUGCAGUGUGAGUCACCGAGGGAGUUUGCUGGCUACCCACUGCUGGUGCCUCGACCUUACCACAGCCUCAAUGCCAUUACCGUCCUGCAGGCCAAGUGCCGCAAUGGCUCAAUGCCUGCCCGGCCUGUGAGUCACCCCACACCCUAUUCCACGGAUGCUCAGAGGGAGCCUGAUGAGAACUCAGGCUUCAAUCCUGACGAAAUCCUCUCAGUGGAGCCGCCGGCCUCGUCCACCACGGAUGCAUCUGCUGGGCCAGCCAUCAAGCUGCACCAAGUCACCUUCACCUCGGCCACCUUGGUUGUCAUCAUCCCACACCCUUACAGCAAGAUGUAUGUGCUGGUCCAGUACAACAACAGCUACUUCUCUGAUGUCAUGACCCUCAAGAACAAGAAGGAGAUCGUGACGCUGGACAAGCUUCGGGCGCACACCGAGUACACCUUCUGUGUCACCUCGCUGCGUAACAGCCGCCGCUUCAACCACACCUGUCUGACCUUCACCACUCGGGACCUUGUGCCUGGGGAUCAGGUCCCCAGCACCUCCACCACCACGCACUAUAUCAUGACCAUCCUGGGCUGCCUGUUUGGCAUGGUCAUCGUGCUGGGGGCUGUCUACUACUGCCUGCGCAAGCGGCGCAUGCAAGAGGAGCAGCAGAAGUCCGUCAACGUCAAGAAGACUAUCUUAGAGAUGCGCUAUGGUGCCGAUGUGGAUGCUGGCUCCAUAGUGCAUGCUGCACAAAAGCUGGUUGAGCCACCGGUACUGCCCGUGGCCAGAAUGUCCUCUAUUCCCUCCAUGAUUGGGGAGAAACUGCCCGCCUCCAAGGGUCUGGAGGCCGGGCUAGACACACCCAAGGUGGCUACCAAAGGCAACUAUAUUGAGGUGCGCACAGGUGCUGCAGGGGACAGCCUGGCCCGGCCUGAGGAUGAUCUCCCAGAAAUCGAGAACGGCCAGGGCUCGGCAGCUGAGAUCUCCACCAUCGCCAAGGAAGUGGACAAGGUCAACCAGAUCAUUAACAACUGCAUAGACGCCCUCAAGCUGGAUUCCGCCUCUUUCCUUGGGGGCGGCAGUGGCGGUGGGGACUCUGAUCUGGCCUUCGAGUGCCAGUCCCUCCCUGCAGCUACUGCUGCCUCCUCGACUGCCACUCCUGGGGCGCUGGAGCGGCCCAGCUUCCUGUCACCCCCCUACAAGGAGAGCUCCCACCACCCGCUGCAGCGCCAGCUGAGUGCUGAUGCCGCAGUGACCCGCAAGACCUGCAGCGUGUCCUCCAGUGGCUCCAUCAAGAGCGCCAAGGUCUUCAGUCUGGAUGUGCCAGACCACCCAACCCCCACGGGACUGGCCAAGAGCGACUCCAAGUACAUCGAGAAAGGCAGCCCCCUCAACAGCCCGCUGGACCGGCUUCCACUGGUGCCCACGGGCAGCAGUGGGAGCAGUGGGGGUGGGGGUGGCAUUCACCACCUGGAGGUGAAGCCAGCCUACCACUGCAGCGAGCACCGGCAUAGCUUCCCGGCUCUCUACUACGAGGAGGGUGCCGACAGCCUGAGCCAGCGCGUGUCCUUCCUCAAGCCACUGACCCGCUCUAAGCGAGACUCCACCUAUUCGCAGCUCUCCCCCAGACAUUAUUACUCAGGGUAUUCCUCCAGCCCCGAGUACUCGUCUGAGAGCACACACAAGAUCUGGGAGCGCUUCCGGCCCUACAAGAAGCACCAUCGUGAGGAAGCAUACAUGGCUGCUGGCCAUGCCCUGCGUAAGAAGGUCCAGUUCGCCAAGGAUGAGGACCUGCAUGACAUCCUUGAUUACUGGAAGGGGGUCUCAGCCCAGCAGAAGCUGUGACCCUCUCCUCCCCCACCGGUGAGGUGAUGGGGAGGGCAGGGGUAUAUGGGGGAAGGGCCCCCCCAACAGGGUGGCCGGGAGGCGGGGGACAGGCCAAGGAGCCUGGGGCCAAGAGGCCCGGGGCCUAGGAGUGGACGCACACGCACACGCGCACACACGCACCCACACACACACACUUGACCACCACCUGACUGUGAAGUAACCAACACCCAAUAAUAACGGACAGGAAAACAAAAAUUUUCCUUAAAGUUUACAACCUGCUACUGAAACCAGUUGUCUCUACUGUGCUGCCCAAGGGACUUGCUGGGCUGGGGAAAGAGGCCAGAAAGAAUGUGGGACCUGAGACUCAGGCGGGUUUGGUGGCAAGAGAGAUUUGGGUAGAAGCAAACCAUAGGCCUCUCUUUCAGGGAGGCUAUCCUCCAAGCUGGGGAACCUUUCCCUUGGAGAUCUGAUAAUGUGGACAUUGGGCAUCCUCCCCUCCCACUAUGGAUGGCCCAGACAGAGAGGAAAAGAAGCCCCAGGGGUCUCUCACCCAACAGGUUACAGCUCUGUCUCCCAGCUUCCUGGCCCCGUGCUGGCCUCGCCUCCAGCUGCUCCUCUGGGCUCUCCCCUUCAUCUGCUACUCCUUCCAAAGUUGUGGUCUCAGGGGUCUAGGGACUGAGGCAGGCGGGUGCUUUUCUUCUUUAGAAGAAGUCCAUGGUCAUCUACAAGGGGGAAGGCUGUGGUCCCUAGCCCUGGGUGGCCAAGGGCAAGCAAUGUUCUGCUGACCAGACAGAAGCAGAGGCAAAGGGUGCCACCAGCCCCCUUCAAGUGUCUUCCAAGUAGCCCUGGGGAUCUGCCUGGGUGUGGGGUGGUGGGUAGACCUGCUCCCCACUGGUAUCUCAGGUGUAGGCCCCCAUGCCACAGCCCCUAGUUUCUCUGGGUCUCUGGGAUCCUACCCACCACCGAGAGGCAACAGUGAAUGACAAGGCCUGGGGCCAGUGCUGAGAUGAUGUAGAUUGUGGGGAUCCCUCUCUGCACCCUGCACCCCACUUGCCUGGCUCCUGCUGGGUGCAGCAUCUUGGCCUGCCCAGGAGGGCAUCUGCCCCCAUCCCAUCCUGUCUUAUCCCCUGGCUAGAGGGACUCCCAUGUUUUCAUGGAAAUGACCACAGUCCUCCUUCCGACACUCCCAACACCAAUCAAAGCACAAACAGUGAGGUGCCUCCUACUGCCCUGGUCAGGGAGCAGGCCAGGUUCCUGGCCCCUCCCCUUCCCUAGCUGGUCCGUUGCCACGGCAACCCAGAGCCUGGCAGUUGGUGCCCAGAGCGACCAACUGACCAACCGUUGGGCUCUGGAGUCCUCUCAGUGUGGGUGGCGGCAGAGGGGGGUACAGGAGGCCUGGCCAGGUGACAGCUUUCUCAGGAGCCCAGGAGCUUCUUGGGGACAAGCUCUGGAGGCUGUUGUGGAGUCCCGAGACUAGGCCUAAGGCAUUGUCCUGUGCCUUUGAGUGGGCAGUGGGCCUGUUGGGCAUUGGGACAGCUGUACCAGACAGUGCUGUCCCCUGUCCGUGUACCCUUUAGCUUCCCAUUGAGAUAGGGAGGAGCCUUCUCAGCUUGACCCCAACUUCCAGAGACCCCUCAUUCCUGUUGCUCUUUUGGGCUUCAUGAGAUGGGAGGGCGUGACUGGAGUGAGGCAGAUGAUGGGAGCAGCUUCUCACCUGACCUGUGAGGACUCCGAUCAUGAAAGCUAGGGCUUGGGGGUGGGGUAUAGGGAAGGACCAGGGUGGGGAGACUUGACUGAACACCUCUAUCACAUCGACUUCGGGGUGGGCUGAGCCCAGGGCUCACUCAGGGGUGACAUUUGCAAAAAACAAAAAACAAAACAAAAAAACAAAAACAAAAACAAAAAAGAAAAAAAAAAAAAAGACUGUUCUGGGAAGAGGAGGGGACUGGCCAGCCUGGAUGUGAAGAACAAAGCUCCCCGAGCCACAAACCUGCCCCUCACCCUAUCCUAUACCCACCACCCUGAGUCAGCAGGCAGGCCGAGAGGCUGCGGGGCGUGAGCAAGCAGACCCCUGUUAUCUUUGCAUGACGAUUUUACUGUAUUUUUCUGAGCAAACAUUUGUCGUGUAUGUGCCAGUUUGUCCAGACUUCCCCCACCCCCACCUCCAUUCCCUUCGUGUGAUCCGAGCAGCUCUUGAAACCCAGGGAGGGCCAGCUCUGCAGAAGACCCAAAACAGGUGCCACCAACCUAGCCCUGCCCCAGACCCUCCUCCCACCUUUCUGGGCACUGGGCCCACAAGUGCUGCCUGCCUUCCUCCCUCUAGAGCCAUUCCUUCCCACUUCCCAUCUCUGCUUGCCCUCUUCCCUCCUCUCCACCAGGAAAGCAGUCUUAGAAGAGUAGCCCUUGUGGGAGGGGCUGUGGAAGGAUCCCCACGGCCUGUUUCCAUCUGGAAAGGAAGCUGGGGCCCUCUAAAGAGAGACCUGACCAGCCACAUGUGAUGGAGAGCGCUGUCAUACUGAGUACAGGAGGCUAAGCUCUUGGAGCUUCGUGGGGUGGCUUGGGGCUCUGCAGUAGGGGAGUGGACUUUGUCACACCCAGGGAGACUCCCCACAGUGGAGUGGGCUCUGUCCCUACUUUUUGGCCACCAUUCUUGGUUGGUGACUUAUAAAACCUCAGAUGCCACUUCAGGGGGACUUUAAAGAGAGGUCCAUUUCAACAAUGGGGAGCAGGUCACAGGGACCUUUGAGACAGAACAAGGAACCAAGACAUUGGGCCAGUCCCCAAGUUGACCUGGCCAGUCCUCUAGGGGUAGCCCCUUGGAGUUUCCCUCUGGCAUGUCCUAUAUACAUCCCAUCUAAAGUGGCUGUCCCUGGGCAGAAGUGCAACUGUCACAAAAUGACAAAUGGAUUCUUAUACCCUGGAGCCAAGGGAAGCCACUGACUUUAUGAGUUCUAGGCUGAGACUUGGGGGCAGGCCAUGAUUAGGGGCACAGAGAGAGGAGGAACCUAAGGGCUUGAUGGAGUCAUCUGAGGGACUUGUGGGUAGGAGGUCACAACUGGGCUUCCCUGUUAUAGUAGAAAACAGCCUGUGAGGCCUCCUUUGUGGGACUGUGUGGCUUUUCCAGAAUAGGCGUAGGCCUGAAGGAAAAACGCACAGUCUUAGCAGGUUUGAGGAGCCUGGACCAGGUUCUUGAGUCUCUGGAAAGUUCCCGACUCCAGUGUCCCUUCAAUUCUGAGACUCCUGAGUACAGAGCCUAUGCAGGGCUGGAGGGCCUGUCUAGGGAGGUGGCCAGGGAAAGCCCACUUAGGAGGACCCAGACGGACAGUGCCCGGAGGGGGGGCAGUUAUUGGUGGUACUGAUGUCUGGGGCUGGCCCAUGGCCCUCCUCCAUGUUCCCGAUUAGAAAUCGCACUAGCUCACAAUCCAGUACAUGUAAGGAGUUGAAGUUGGGCAGAAGUAUAGGGAAAGGGAAAUCUCUAGACAGGCCACGGGGGUGGGGUGGGGGUGGGGAGACAGACAGGGACAGCCCCCCCAUCCUUCCAGUUCAUGAGUGGCAGAACUGCAGGGAAGCAGAUGGGGGCUUCCUCGCCAUGAUGGGCAUAGGGGACCUGGUGUCCUUUGGUCUCUCCAAGAAGACAGGCAACGGAGCUCUGCAUGGUAAGACAACCAUUGCUUUAGAAAUGAGCUCCGAGGGGGAGGUGUGGGUCCUGUCAGCUGUCCCCCCAGUCUCUUCCCUAGGCACCCACCACUCUGCCCCAGCAGGUCCUAUCAUGGCUGUGGGCCUCUUUUCCAGGGCGUGGAUGGGUGGGAAAAGGCACGGGGGGAGGAGUGUCUAGUUACCAGUAGGGUGACCCUCACCCCCUUAAUGUUUGUCCCUCUUGACAAGGCUUGCUGUCUGGGAUGGGAUCCUCCUUCUCCCAGGCCCCGUGCUCAUAUCACAUGACCUACAUCCACCUCUAAGAAACAGUCUCCUCCCCUACCCCCCAGCCACUAGCCUCAGUGUCCCCCUCUCAGCUGCCAGCUGCCCCUGCUUGAAGAGCAGGGAGAACAGAGGUGUCCACAUAGGGUGGCCUGCUUUUCCUCCCCUCCUCUUUUGCCAGUAAAGCAUAGGGCUGGGGUGGAAGUCCAGGCGAUGAUGGCCACCUCUCCUCCCUGCUUCCCACAUCCCCUUCCCUGCACCCUCCUCAGGAGCUGCCUGCCCCCAGGGGCAUGGCGGCCUGGCACCUGGUUUGAGCCCUGCGGAGCUGGGCUCGGGGCCCUGAAUUCUGAACCUGUGAUCCCUCGCUGUGUACGGACCUUGCCCCCUCCUGGGGGGCCCUAGGCCCUCUCCUUUUCUUCUUUUAGGGGGUAACUUCAUUUAUUUCUCCUCCCUCCAUUCGCCUCCCCCCUCCCCUGAUUCUCCUGUUUUAAACCGAAUGGCACGAAACCGUUUUCCUCACCUUGGAGACUCCUGUAUGGAGAGAAUUUCUAUAUUUGCAAUAAAUUUCUUAUUUAAAACAACA
Messenger RNA from Rattus norvegicus (Norway rat), 8186 nucleotides. The record is from RefSeq and is a predicted model, not a curated record. Lineage: Eukaryota; Metazoa; Chordata; Mammalia; Rodentia; Muridae.